AUGGACCCCUGGGCCCCAGCCCGGCUGCCCCAGCCCUGGGAGAGGCAGUCAGCCUGGGGGCCGUGGGGAGAGGUGCACCGAGGCCCACCACCGCAUCCCGGGCAGCAGCUCCUCCGCCUGGGACACCCACCUCGGCCUGUCUCCUGGGACGGGGGCCACCCCCCCAGCCACUCCUGGGAUGAGGGCCAACAGCCCCAGAGGGAUGCUGCCCGCAGACCGGCAUCUCGGGCUGAGCGCUAUGAAAGCAGCUACUCCAACAGGCUGUACUCCAGGCAAGGAUAUGAAGACCCCCACUGGCAGUAUCCAGCAGCCGGCUAUGGGGAUGACUACACCUACCAAAGCCACAAGCGGCAGCUGGUGGCCUGGCAGAAUGACAGAGACCUGAGACAGGGAGAGUCUUACAGCAAGAGUACCAAUUACCGGGACCAGCACUACUACAGGGGUUACCAUCCCAACCUGGCCAUGACCACCCUGGGACAGGACAGGACACAGACCUAUGGCUCCUAUGAUAAGGAGAGAUAUGUCUCAGCUGCCCAGCCUGAGUGUGCAGGGGGAGAAACCCUUGACAGUGACUCAGGAGAGGCCAGCAGCCAGCUUCGAGAGCCCUCAGGCCAGCCCAGCCUGCUCAUGCAGUACCGUGAGUCGGGGCUCAGCUCCAGUGGCUAUGAGCUCAGCCAGUACAUCCGUGAUGGUGCUGACCACUACGACCCCACUAUUUCAGGGACGUGGAGCCUGGCACAAGCAGGUGAGCCCUUGAUGUCCACCCCAGCCCCAGUGGUACCCUUCAAGUUCUCACUGCCACACGUUGCGGUGUGCUUUGGAGCUGGAGGCCAGCUGGUGCUGGUGUGUCCCCACAGCCCUGCCGAGGGGCAGCUAGCCCACGUUGAGCUACACAGCCUGGAGGUAAUCCUUCAUGACAUGAAAGAGCUGAAGGAGCUACAGGCCUUCCCGGGGCCCCUGGUCAGGGAAGAUCUGCACAAGGUAAAUGUGAUGGCAUUCUGCCAGCAGAAGAUAGCCACAAGCUGUGAUCUCUCAACACAGAGAGGCAGAGAUUCAGCUCUCCUCUGGAAACUCCUGGUCCUCCUCUGCCAGCAGAAUGGGUCCAUGGUGGGCUCAGACACGGCCGAGCUGCUGCUGAAAGACUGCAGGCACCUGGAGAAGUACAAGAGGCAAAGCCCCAUGGCAAACGUUAUUGGCCUUACAGAUGAUGAGUGGAUGGCGCGUCAGCCGGGGACACUGGACCUCAUCACGGGGGAAGUCCCUCCCAUUGUGGAGACGCAGGCACAGAUAGUGGAGAAGUUCACCAAACUUCUCUACUAUGGCAGGAAAAAAGAUGCUCUGGUCUGGGCCAUGAGAAACCAGCUGUGGGGCCAUGCCCUCUUCCUUUCCAGCAAGAUGGACCCUCGAACCUACAGCUGGGUGCUCACCGGGUUCACCAGCACACUGGCCACCAAUGACCCCCUUCAGACCCUCUUCCAGCUUAUGUCGGGAAGGAUCCCUCAGUCAGCGCUGUGCUGUGGGGAUGUCACGUGGGGAGACUGGAGGCCACACCUGGCUGUAAUGUUGUCCAACAAGGUAGGAGACAUGGAGCUGAAUCACCGAGCCAUCAUCACCAUGGGAGACACUCUGGCUGGCAGGGGAGCAGUUGAAGCAGCUCAUUUUUGCUACCUGAUGGCAGAUAUUCCUUUCAGUUACUUUGAGGCGAAGGCAGACCGCAUGGUUCUGCUGGGCAGCAAUCACCGUCAGGCAUUCACUCAGUUUGCCAGGACAGAGGCCAUCCAGCGGAUGGAAAUCUUUGAGUACUGCCAGCAGCUACGACAGCGUGAAUCCUUUCUGCUUCCCUUCCAGGUGUACAAGCUCCUCUAUGCCUCUCGCUUGGCUGACUACGGGCUCCCAGCCCAGGCCCUGCAAUACUGCGAGCAGAUUGCCACUGCACUCCUGGGCCAGGAUCUGGCCAGCCACCCCAUCCUGGCCCAGCAAGUGAUGAAGCUUGCCGAGCGGCUGAAGCUCUCUGACCCUCUGCUCCAGGAGAUGCCGGAGCAGGACCAGAUGCUGGAGCCUGACUGGCUGGUACAGCUCCGAGCCUGCUGCCGGGAGUGGGAGGUGAAAGAUGACCCUGCUCCAGAGGUGACACCUACUCAGCCAGGGCUCUCCUGGGCUGCCGCAUCAAUGGAAGAUGGAGAGCCUGGCCCCGAGCUUCCGCCAAGUGAAGGCUACAAGUAUGACCAGUGGUACCAGCCUGUGCCACCCCAGGGACCCAGCUCCCACAAGGAUCUGUCUUUCCAGCCCCCAGUACCUGCUCAGGUUGCAGCAUUUCCACUGCUCAGUGUUGGGCAAGAGCUGCAGCCCCCUGUGCUUGGCCCAGGGAUGGCCACCCCUCCAGGAGGGGAUUUUGCUGAGCCCUCUCUGCAGGUGGUGCCACAGGCAGGAGAAGCUGGGGAGCCCUGGAGCACCCCGCUGUCCCUGGGGGGGGUGCAGCCAUCUCUCCCAGCAGAGCAGGAGGAGUUAAAGGCAAGGGCUCGGACCAUCUCAGAGAGCUCCACCAUCUCCUUGGAAGAUGACAGCCGACCUUCCUCAGAGAGCGCAGCUGAAGACACUGCUGAAGAGCCAACACUGACAGAGGCAGUGAAGCCGGGUGAGGAAAAGAGCUCUGGAUUCAGGUGGUUUGGCUGGUUUCGGUCAAAGACCACCAAGGAAACGUCUCCUAAAGCUGUGUCUGAGACAUCCCUGGACUCCCCCACACCGGGACUGCAGGAUCGGACGUCGCCAUCCCCGCCCGAUGCCCCUCUGACAGCUGGGACAAGUCCUUUGGCUCAAUCUAUCUCCAGAAACCCCGAACUACAAGGUGAAAACACUUUUCCUGUUAUGCCAGUGUCCAUUGAGAUGAAAGGCUCGUGGAGUGCAGAUGAUGGGGAGCCACUGGUGGGGACAGUACCUCUCUUCAACCCUGUCCAGGUCUCUCAGCUCACUGCUGCCUCUCGACCCAACCAACCCAGGCUACUAUCCCAGCGGCGCUACCCCCCUGCUCUGUGAUUGGAGAUGUCUGGGGAGGGGGGGGGACAGAAAUCAAUGCUG
This is a messenger RNA of Athene cunicularia (burrowing owl), 3075 nucleotides long. Its product is annotated as protein transport protein Sec16B-like. Gene Ontology annotation, biological process: COPII vesicle coat assembly; autophagy; Golgi organization. The coding region runs from base 1 to 3033 and encodes 1010 amino acids. Gene Ontology annotation, cellular component: ER to Golgi transport vesicle membrane; endoplasmic reticulum exit site. NCBI's taxonomy places the organism in Eukaryota, Metazoa, Chordata, Aves, Strigiformes, Strigidae. The transcript is spliced from 25 exons. The record is from RefSeq and is a predicted model, not a curated record.